ACACGAUCUCACUCUAAACCUGAGAGAGAGAGAGAGAGAGAGAGAGAGAAAGAGAAGAGAGAGAGAGAGUCAGAUCUGCAGUUCUCUCCAGAACCACACAGAUUUCUCUGCCCUCGAGUGCAGGUGUGUGCUGACGGACAACAUCAUGUUCAAACGUUCACGGUGAUUCGACCCGUGAUUCCACACCAGGCCACCCCAUGCCAGCCCGUAACCAUGACGAGCACUCGCCCCCUUGAACCCUUCCUCCGUCGCCCGGCGACUGCUUGACUGGAUGCGUAACCCCAACUCCGGUGAUGUCAUGCACAGGUUUGAGGUUCUUGGGAUUGUCGGGGAAGGUGCUUACGGUGUCGUCCUGAAGUGCAGACACAAGGAGACAAAUGAAAUUGUGGCCAUUAAGAAGUUCAAGGACAGUGAGGAAAAUGAUGAGGUGAAGGAAACAACCAUGCGGGAGCUGAAAAUGCUCCGUACACUCAAGCAGGAGAACAUCGUAGAGCUGAAGGAGGCGUUUCGGCGGCGGGGGAAACUCUACCUCGUUUUUGAGUAUGUCGAGAAGAACAUGUUGGAGCUGUUGGAGGACAUGCCCAACGGUGCUCCACCUGACAAGGUUCGGAACUACAUCUAUCAGCUGAUCAAAGCCAUUCACUGGUGCCAUAAGAAUGAUAUUGUCCACAGAGAUAUCAAGCCAGAAAAUCUCCUCAUCAGUUCUGAUGACGUGCUCAAACUGUGUGACUUUGGUUUUGCUCGGGAUCUCUCAGAGAGUACUGAUGCAAACUACACUGAGUAUGUUGCGACCAGAUGGUACCGUUCGCCAGAACUGCUGCUGGGGGCUCCAUACAGUAAGGCGGUGGACAUGUGGUCAGUCGGGUGUAUUCUGGGUGAGUUGAGUGACGGUCAGCCUUUAUUUCCGGGUGAAAGCGAGAUCGACCAGCUCUUCACCAUCCAGAAGGUUUUAGGACCCCUGCCACCUGAACAGAUGAAACUCUUCUACAAUAACCCACGAUUUCACGGGCUAAGGUUUCCCUCAGUAAGUCAUCCCCAGACUCUGGAGAGAAGAUAUCUUGGAAUCAUCAGCCCUAUCUUGCUUGACCUCAUGAAGAACCUGUUGUUGUUAAAUCCAAAUGAACGCUUCCUGACAGAGCAGAGUCUGAAUCACCACGCCUUCCAGACCCAGCGCCUGACAGAGCGACCUGGCCCUCUCACACCUACACCCGUCCGCUCCUCCAAGAGAAAACCUCUUAUUGACAACAGCACCUCCAACAGGGGCCAUGGAGUAAAGAGUACAAGUCACCAUCGCUCCAAUAGUCGCGACUGUUCCAGUCUGCCUCGCCACGGUCACGAAGACCUACAUCCACCCAGCACUGAGGCAUUUUUUAACGGGUCAGUACUUAACGCCAACAGCCUGAGUCCAGUUAUGCAUCCCAAAUCCUUUCAACCGCUUAACCGCUCUGCAUCAUGCGGUAAAGACCUGGCAAGUCUGCAACAUGCCAAGGAGGCCAAAUCGAAAGUUGCCGACUUUGACUUUGGCAAGCCGACAGACGGCCCCGGGGCGAAAUACCUGAAAUCAAACACACCUCGUACCCAAAACCGCCACUCCUUUGUGGAGGGCAAAACUAGUACGUUGAUAGGCGACAAAGAGAAACACAGUCGUCAUGGUUAUGGCGACUCUGCAACAUCGUCCUCAGGCGGGAAGGGGUCGUCGUCAUAUCUGAGUUUGUCAAAGAGUCACGGCGUGCUUAGUGACACGAAAUCCGUGAGCAACCUCAGCGACAUGUGCCUGCACCCAGAUGAACCUGGUGGAUCUCCGCGAUACUUCCCCGGCAGUUGCCUGGACCUCAACAUAAACUUGCCGACGGCAGGCAGUCCAUCCCUACAACAUAGCGACCGAUCCGGACUCAGUCCUGCCUUGGGGCGUCGAGGCAAACUGGAGCGUGACGGAAGUAUGGUGGAGACUUCCGUCCGCCGUUCCUCAUCACGGCAAAAGAGCCAACAACAAAAUGACAGUAAUGCAGCUGAUGCGCUUGACCCUGGAGGUGGAGGAGGUCUUUCUCUCUCAUCGCCCCAUGAGUUCCCCUAUGGCGUGGGCUACACCAGCCCAUUCUCCUCCCAGCAGCGGCCGCACAGACAUUCUAUGUAUGUCAAGCGGGAACGGGGGAGACCCCAUGGGGUUGAGGGGGGUGGUUUAACGGUGGGACAGGGGAUACCCACCAGGGCCAGCAGUCUGCAGCUCCUGACUCCUCAGUUGCAGCAUCGUACCCUGCCGAGACACACGGGCAGCUCUGCUUCACGUGACGCAGGAUUAGACAACAUCAGGAGCGACCCAACGGCUGCUGAAGUCAGCCACACGCGACCUUUAAUCCAGGAGUCCACACGGGACAACACCGCCGCCUUUCACACGCCACGGCAAAAAAGCGAGGGAGGUGUGUAUAAUGAACAGCUUGCAGAUGACAGUGGAUCAGCCAAAGAGAACCGCAUGAUGUACAGUGAAUCUGUUCCACGCCGGGUUGGGAGCUUCUACAGAGUACCGUCACCCAGACCUGAUAACUCCUUCCUCGAGAGUUCAGGGGUCAUGGUGGACAGCGGCCAUAACAUACACCAACAGCCCUAUGACCCCUGGGCGGGGUCUGAGCCGCUGGAUAUGAGUCCACCAGAACCGUCCAAAGAAAAGGAGAAACAUGGAUUCUUCAGAUCCAUGAAGAAAAAGAAAAAGAAGACACAAACUACAGCCGCCGGUGACGAGCGAGUUCCCGUCACAAGGAAACCUCUCUUUCCUCUUUGUCUCUCUCAGAGGAGCAUCACGCGCAGCUCCUCUGAGAGAAGACGCCCUCUAGUGGCCACACCAAUGGUGGCGAGCGAGGGGCCGGAUCAGGCGUUGAUGCAGAAAUCACUGCGGUCGUACGGCCAUCAGGGCAGCAGACAUCGCACGCGGAGCAGAGACAGAGAACGCAGCCGCGACAGAGAGCGAGAUCGCGACCAAGAUCAGGACAGAGAGCGUGACAUGGACUGGCCCACCGAGAGGACACCUGAUACUCACUCACAGCCUCUCAAGUCUUUGCGGAAACUUCUUCAUCUCACCUCGUCCUCUAACCAGACCUCCACUGACCUCCACUACCCCCUGCCUACCCAGUCCUCCUCAAAAAGCAGCAGCUUCGUGGAGCCUCGCAGCCAUGGCAGCUCCAUGCAGCCCAAAGGCCGCCAGGCUGCGUAUCCGGGCCCCGGGCCCCUGGAGUCCACCUGGCACUCCACCGCUCUAGGUCGGCCAGAGGGAAACCCUUAUCCCGAACAGCUGACCUCCAAACCGGGUCCCAAUGGUUUCAGUCGUCACUUCCGCUCGCGUUUGCCAAACCUGAACGACCUGAAAGAGACUGCACUGUAAAUCUGACACACAGCGCCCCCUAAUGGGCCUUUUCUUCUUAUAUUUUAAAGGAAUAACUCACUCAAAAAUGGAAAUUUUGUCAUUUUUUUAAUCACCCUCAUGUCGUUUCAGACCUGUAUGAUUUUAUUUCUUCAGUGUAACACAAAAGAUGCUAGGAAGAAUGUUAGCCUGUCACCAUUCACUUUCACUGGAUCUGUUUUUUUUCAAUACAGUGAAUGGUGACUGAAGCUUUCAUUCUGCCUAACAUCUCCUUUUAUGUUCGCUAGAAGAAAAUAGUACGGUUUUGAAUAGAAAGAGAUUAAAGAGAGUAAAAAUAAUGACAGAUUUUUCAUUUUUGGGUGAAGUAUCCCUUUAAGGGUAGGUCUACAUGUCUCAAUCUUUAUUUUUGUUGUUUUAAAGUUUUAAUAUUUGAUAGCACUUCUUAUAUUAUUUAUGUACUUAAUUGUAUCUUUUUUGUUAUUGGAAAACUACAGUCUUAAGAAGAUUAUAUAUCUAUAUGUACAUGGAAAUAUAUAAAUGUAUAGCACUGUAUGUGCAGGCUUUAGUUUAUACUCUGGUUGUAGUAUAUAUUAUCUGAGUCUGCAAAGUAACUCACAUUUGGCUAAGCAGGUCAAAGGAUUAAUGUAUAGACGAUUUAUUUUAUAACUAUAGAAUAAGACUACAGUAUACUGUAUCUUAUGAUAUUGUCUUUGAGUAAUUUCUGUUUCCAAUUCAGUGGAAAUCAGUAGAUAUUAAGAGUAAUUAAGGGUAAGAAUGCGUUUGUUUGUGUGAUUAUAAGUACGUGUGCUUCCCAGAUUGCGCACAUAUGUUGCGCAUCAUCUGGAAAGCGAUGCAUUCUAUUUUAAAAGUCAUAUUUUUGCGAUUUUAGUUUUUAUUACCUGCUAGAUAUCACUGAAAUAGGUGCCAUGAAAAAUCACACCUGUCGCUGUGACAGACCCUGUAAGCCGCUGGGAGAAAUGGAAGUGGGCCUUGGCCAGUAGUGAUGCUGUUUUGAACCGAGUAAUGACUAGAUUGAACCGAUUCGCUAAACUUUGGUAGAUUAUCCACCUGUAAAGUAUGGGGAAAACUGUGAAAUGAGAACAAUGUUGUUAACAAAAUGGGAAAAAUUAUACUAUAUAAUUAUUAGGGCUGUCGAUUUAUCAUGUUAAUUCAGAAUGAUUAAUUAUCUAAAAAUAACGUGUUAAAGAAUUAACACAAUUAAUCCGUAGCGGUUCUAGCUUGUAUGGAGCUCUGGGCGAAACCCGCUUCAACAUGCCCCCAAAGUUGUUGACGGGGAGGUGGGGGGGGUAGGGGUAGGGUGGUCUGUGUGGGUGCCUCGUGCCGCCCCCCCCGCAAGAUACCGCCCUGGGCAACUGCCCAAGUCGCCCAUGCCUAAAUCCGCCACUGCAGUUAAUCAUGUCCCCAGACUGUAAUAUGAACUAUUCCUACUUUCGGAGCAAUUCAAGCUUGAAGUACCACCUCUUUUCAGCAGGGGGCAGUAAGCAAAACUUCAGCUGUACAGACAACAAACCACAGGCUAGCUUGACACUAGCAGCAGUUUGCCAACAGCACAAGAUGAGCAUGUGUUCUUGCGUUCAAACACAGCUGGAUUAAGUGCAAUUCUGAAUGCAGGGAUCUCGAGGCGUGUUUUUCUAAGUUUCAAACAACGUUUAACUUGAUUCAGCGACCUAAAAACACUGAUCAUGACACAUAACAACCAAAGUGAGACACUCCAAAAGCAUCUGUAUGGCGCAGGUGUUCAUUGACGCGUCCUUAGAAAAACCCCUAUAAUAAAUCUAUCUCGGACGGAUUGACGAAUUAAAUUGCAAAAUGGAUUGCUGUGGACUGUAGGCCAAUGACAGGCUUAUGUUUCUAAAGUAUAGAAAUAAACAAUAUAUUGACUUUUAAAGCCACUUUUUGUAUCAUGUAAACAACAUUUGUCGCUAUCGGAUUUUGAAGUUUUUCAUGGUUAUGAUGAGUGCUCGUUGCGGCCGUUAUAAGGAGCGUUAAGUAACAGCGGGGGCAAUGUUCUCUCAUGCAUCCAGAGGGGCUGUACUCGCUCCGCUUUUCCGCAGCUCGGACUUCUUUUUCAGUUAAAUCGCAAUGCAAAAUGCAAACAGAUGUGUCCCCGCUCAUGAUAUACAUCCAAUGAAGUACAGAUGCAUUCUUUGUUUAUUAAAAUAAAAUGUUGUAUUAGGGUGGAUUAGAACCUGGAACUCGUACUAGAGGCGAAAACUUUGCCAUGAGACCAAUCAGUCAUAUCGGAGUAAAUGCUCACUGAUCCAUGUAUUUAUCUUCAACAAAAUCCAGUACUGAAGGUGUUAGAUGUGUGGAUCAAGUUAUCAAACACUGAAACUGUCCCCACCACUUUUUAAAAGAAAGUGACGCCCAUGAGUGUAACUAUUCGGGUUUGCUGACAUCAAAUUGCAAAUUUACUUUAUUUUUCUUACCAGUGACAUAGAGAAUCAUUCCUCCGUCUCUGAUGAUAAUGGUGUGCGUGUCUUUGUAGGGUGGGAUUUUGGAAAACAGGAGCGUGUCCAGUCCAGUUCCAGAACGGCUGCCAUUGCUUACAGCACAUCGCUUCCAUCGUCCGCUUUGCAUAGGCGUCCCAGAUGCUCUAUCUGGGUUUUGUGUGGGUCUUGUGUGGGUUUGUUAAUAAUCUAUAAAAAUCAAGCCUUUUAAAUGAAAAUUUAAGCAAAAAAUGUUACCCAUACCAAAACUGACCAAAUUAUAUGAAAUGUUGUGGCUCCACCUGCUGGACAUCAAUAUAUUCACUGCAAAAAAACAUUAAGCAAAGACUUCAAAAUGCCUUUUUUAUUUUUGAAGCAAGAUUCAUUUUUACAAAAUAUACUUUUCUGAUUCCCUCAGGUUUGAAGUUCUUUGAACACUGCAAAUACACUUUUACAUGCAAUAUCUGGAUAUAAGAUGCAGAGGCUAUUUAUGUGUUAAAUGUUUUAGGGAAAUAGAGCCAGUGUAUGUACAUGAGGAAGAGAAAUAAUAAUUUAUCAACUUUAUGCAAUAUGUAAUUUAACAUUUGCCAGAUAAUCCUUCUAAAUAAAGAACAGCCAGUACACGAGAUGUCAAACGCCAUGAUUUCCUGGAAACAUACGGUAGGAAGCUGCAGGAAAUGUCAAUUAUGUAUGAACAAUAUGCAUUACAUUGCUAUGAGACUUUUAACAGACAUAUAGGAAAUUAUCAUCUAGAUGAUUGAAAAUAUAGAUCAUAAACCUGAUAAAAUAGGUGAAUUAGCCGCUAAUCCAUUCAGCCAUGUUGUCCAUGUGUACUGUAAAUCAGUUAUGCUAAAGCGAAGAGCUGAUGAAAUCUAAUUUAAUAUAUCUCUCUCCAAACUUUUCAUGUCAAAGGAACAACUUCUGAGUAAAAAGUUUUGGGUCAAAAGUCCAAUUACACAAAUGUGUGUUUUCAUUAUUAAUGUCAACAACGUGUGUUUAAUAAACUGUAGGCCCCUAUCUUUUUUCCCCUGGGCAAUAAUAGUGGAAAUGUUCCAUAUCUUUUUGUAAUCAAGACUUUCUUUGUGCCUAUGCAGAAAUUGACUUUCAAAAAUGAAUUUACCCUAAAAAAAAUAUACUAGCCCCGGUCUCCCCUGUUCUUCAAACUGAGAAGAUUUGAUGUUACCAGAUGCUAAAUUGUUAUUUAAGGAACCAUAAGAUGUUUUAACCCUUGAAUAAAGUUGAACACAAUCAAAAGUGA
This is a messenger RNA of Myxocyprinus asiaticus (Chinese sucker), 7060 nucleotides long. RefSeq names its product cyclin-dependent kinase-like 5. The record is from RefSeq and is a predicted model, not a curated record. Gene Ontology annotation, cellular component: nucleus; dendrite cytoplasm. Gene Ontology annotation, molecular function: protein kinase activity; ATP binding. Lineage: Eukaryota; Metazoa; Chordata; Actinopteri; Cypriniformes; Catostomidae. Gene Ontology annotation, biological process: protein phosphorylation; regulation of dendrite development; positive regulation of axon extension. The transcript has 19 exons. Bases 272 to 3373 code for a protein of 1033 amino acids.